UCAAUUAAUACAAUUGAAAUUAGCCAUUUAUUCUUUAAUUACAAAGCAAAACAAUAAAUAAAUAGAAAAAAAAAAAAGACAAAACAAUGAGGCCAAAGCAUUAAACAAAUGAAAAGGAAAAACAAUUAAAUGAUCCAAAGCUAUCAUUUAGCCGCAAAACAGAAAAGGAAAAAGAAAAUAAAAUGGGAAAAGGUGAAAGAGGGGCCCGCAUGUAUCAGUUUGAAGGUGGGUACAAAUUUGCACCUAGUUUUUUCGGUUUCCGUGUUGAAACUGGUUUCCAUUUUCUUCAAAGGUAGUUCCAAUUUAAGAAACUGCGUAGAAAAAACACAGAUGGAGACACCCUAACAAUAGAAUUAUUUUUAUUUAAAUAAAACAUUGAAUAUAGUUAAAUUUGAUAAAUUUUAAUUUUAAUUUAAUUUUAUUUUAUUAAGAAUCCAAUUAUGGUACCAUGUAGUCAUCGAAGUCUUGGGAUUGAAAUGGUGCCUACCAGUUUCACUGCAAUCAUCUGCUUCUGCUCUUUGGUUCAGUCCAUCGCCUUUCUCAAAUCAACCUAUGGAGCAGAUGAUUCCCUUUUUAACAACCAAACCAUUGCUAUUGGCCAGACUCUGGUUUCUGAAAACCUAGUUUUCGAGCUUGGAUUUUUCCGUCCUGGAAAAUCGCCGAAUGUAUUUUUAGGCAUAUGGUACAAAGCCGUACCUGAUACUGUAGUUUGGGUUGCAAACAGAAACAAUCCCAUCACUGAUUCGCAAGGAGUCGUCUUCGCUGUUGCUGGAAACGGCACUCUCCUUAUAAGCAGAGAUGAAAGCGUUAUCUGGUCGGCGAAUCCAUCAACGGCGGCAUCGCGUCCAGUUGUACGGCUCCUAGAAACUGGAAACCUAGUUGUUGUGGACGAGGCGACGGAGGAAGGCUACUACUUAUGGCAGAGUUUUGAUUUCCCAACUGACACGUGGCUAUCAGGGAUGAAGAUGGUAGAUGACCUUGAUGCCGGCGUUAGCACUAACUUGACAUCAUGGAGAAAUUGGGAUGAUCCUUCGCCUGGAGAUUUCAUGAUGAAGAUCGAGAACCAUGGCAUGGGUGAGAUGGUGAUUUACAGAGGCACAAGGAAAAGAGCACGCACUGGAAAGUGGAAUGGCCUCUAUUUGAAUGGUAUACCUCGCUUCCGCAGUAAUGUCCCCGGAGCUGAAUUGAUCUACAAAGAGGGGAGGUUCAUAUCUAUCUUAUUUCCUUAUCAAAGCUCAAUUAUCAUGAGAGCAACAUUAGACGUGUCUGGCUCAAUCUACCAUUAUAUUACGAAACCAGGAACGAAUAAGUUGAAGCCUGUGUACCCGUUUCCACGAGACAUAUGCGACGAGUAUGGUUACUGCGGUCCCAACGCCAUCUGCGCAGUUGACAAGGCACAGAGAUGCGAAUGUUUCAAAGGAUUUUCCCCCAAGUUUAGGAAGGAAUGGGAGCUUCGAGACUGGUCUAAUGGAUGUGGUAGAGUUAGGGCGUUGAAUUGCGAGAGUGGAGAUGAUUUUGUAGAGGUUAGAGGGGUGAAGUAUCCUGAUAUGCUGAGAUACUGGUUGAAUACUAGCAUGAGCCUUGAGCAGUGCAAAGCUGAGUGCUUGAAAAACUGUAACUGCACCGCGUCUGCUCAACCAUACAUAAGUAAUGGAGGCAGAGGCUGCUUGAUGUGGUUUGGGGAUCUCCUUGAUACCAGAGAGGUUUCUGCAGCAGAUAGCUUGCAGAAUAUCUAUAUUCGAGUACCACUUUCAGAACUAGAUUUUAACUCCAAUUUGGAGACAAAGAAAGCGACUACUAAUUUAAUACUAAUAUCAAUUGCUACUGGAGUCCUUGUCUCGAGUUUUAUCAACGGAGGUUUUCUUUUACUGACAAGAUGGAAGCAGCAAGCACUAAAGAGGAAGAAGAACGAGGAUAUAGAAUUGCCUUUGAUCAAAAUGGCAGCUAUUCUAGAAGCAACAAACAAUUUCUCCGAAGACAAUGUGAUAGGAGUAGGAGGUUUUGGUCCUGUUUAUAAGGGCAAUCUGGCACCUGGAGAAGAAGUUGCAAUCAAAAGAUUGUCUAAAACUUCUCAACAGGGUCUUGAAGAGUUCAAGAAUGAAGUCAUCUUUAUUGCCAAGCUUCAGCAUAGAAACCUCGUCAGGCUUCUUGGAUGUUGCAUUGAAGUGGAUGAAAUGAUGCUAAUAUAUGAAUACCUACAGAAUAAGAGCUUGGAUAAUUUUGUUUUUGAUCAAGAUCGAAGGACACUUUUGACAUGGCCUAAGCGCUUUGACAUUAUCAUGGGAAUCGCAAAGGGAAUGCUUUAUCUCCACCAUGAUUCCAGGGUAAAGAUUAUCCACCGGGAUCUAAAAGCAAGUAACAUUUUACUAGAUGCUACUUUAAAUCCAAAAAUAUCAGACUUUGGCUUAGCAAGAACAUUUGAAGAGGAUCAAUGUCUAUCUAGAACAAAGAGAGUUGUUGGAACAUUUGGCUAUAUGGCUCCAGAAUAUGCAUUUCACGGGAAAUUCUCUGUGAAGUCUGACAUCUAUAGUCUUGGAGUGGUACUGCUAGAGAUAAUAAGUGGGAAAAAGAUCAAUGGAUUUCAACACAACGAUCAUUGUCAUACUCUCCUAGACCAUGCAUGGCUGCUAUGGAAAGAGAAGAGGAUUAUGGAAAUGAUGGACGAGUGUUUGAAGGAAACAUGUGUUGAAUCCCAAGUGAAGAGAUGCAUACAUGUGGGGUUAUUAUGCGUUCAAAAUUUGGCAGAGGAUAGACCAAUCAUGCCAUCAGUGGUUUUAAUGUUAGCAACUGAUGGAGCGAUCCUGCCUGAACCUAAUGAGCCUGGAUAUUACAUUGGAGGAAGCUAUAUCCCUCCACCAAGUUGGAAACCGCCUACUAUUAAGUCCGAGAGUGGCACACUUACCAUUACCGACUUGGAGGCCAGAUGAGAUAUUGCUACUUAAUUGCUCUGUGUAUUUGAGCUCCUAGACCAGCCACCUGGUUGGUUGGAAAUUCUAUGUUUAUGUUCACAUAAUUCGGAGAUGUAAGAUGAGUUCAAGUUUAGAAAGAUAGAUUAAAAGAUUGCAUAUAAUGAUAUAAUUUCCUAGUUUGUUUCUAACUUUGGUCUUCGUGUAAAUGUUUCUAACUCCAGAACUAUAAUUUGAAGAAUAUUUAGAAUUGUUAA
Salvia miltiorrhiza (redroot sage) is the source of this 3163-nucleotide messenger RNA. RefSeq names its product G-type lectin S-receptor-like serine/threonine-protein kinase At4g27290. The record is from RefSeq and is a predicted model, not a curated record. The coding region runs from base 441 to 2927 and encodes 828 amino acids. Gene Ontology annotation, molecular function: ATP binding; protein serine/threonine kinase activity. The transcript is spliced from 7 exons. NCBI's taxonomy places the organism in Eukaryota, Viridiplantae, Streptophyta, Magnoliopsida, Lamiales, Lamiaceae. Gene Ontology annotation, biological process: recognition of pollen; protein phosphorylation.